AUCCCCACGCGUCUCAUGAUUAAUUAUUGUUUUCAUGAGAAUCCGCGUGCGCAGGUGGUAUUCAAGGGUUAUCACCAAAGAAACAUGGCACAAAGGUUUCCUGUACCAAAUACAGGAAAUAAUGGCCCUCCACCACAAAGGUAUGCUGCAUCGUCUGUACCUCCUAAUUUACGGCAGUAUUCCAGCCCAAAUUUUCCUAUGCAGCAGAGAUCAGGAUUUACUCCUCCUCCACAAAUGGCUAACGCAGGUCCUGGACCAGCCAGUAUAAUAAGAGCCAAUCAACCAUAUUCGAACAUGCGUCAAGGACCUAUGCCGACUCCACCUGUUGGAAAAAGGAGUGCAGAUCAACGUAUUCCUAUGUCACAACAGAAACCGUAUUUUUGGAACAGUGAUUUUUCACAUUCCACGUCCAAGAAGAAGAAAAAGCUAGCAGACAAGAUAUUGCCACAAAAAGUGCGUGAUUUAGUGCCUGAAUCUCAGGCUUACAUGGACUUACUUGCAUUUGAGAGGAAAUUAGACGCGACUAUAAUGAGAAAGCGACUUGAUAUACAAGAAGCACUGAAACGCCCAAUGAAACAGAAAAGAAAAUUGCGAAUAUUUAUUUCGAAUACGUUCUACCCAGCGAAAGAGGCUGGGGAGGGUGAAGAAGGUUCGGUUGCAUCCUGGGAACUUAGAGUCGAGGGACGACUUUUAGAUGAUACGAAAAAUGAUCCUAAUAAAGUAAAAAGGAAAUUCUCUUCCUUUUUUAAAAGUCUAGUUAUAGAAUUGGAUAAAGAUCUAUAUGGACCUGACAAUCACUUGGUUGAAUGGCACCGUACAUUGACAACACAAGAAACUGACGGUUUCCAAGUGAAAAGACCUGGAGAUAAAAAUGUUCGAUGCACUAUUCUCUUGCUUCUCGAUUAUCAACCCUUACAGUUUAAGCUAGAUCCUAGAUUAGCCAGACUUCUAGGUGUACAUACCCAAACGCGACCUGUUAUCAUCUCUGCUCUUUGGCAGUACAUAAAGACACACAAACUUCAAGACAGUCACGAAAGGGAAUUCAUAAACUGUGAUAAAUAUCUCGAACAAAUAUUCGCCUGUUCAAGGAUGAAAUUCGCGGAAAUACCACAGCGUUUAAAUCCGUUGCUCCAUCCUCCAGACCCGAUCGUGAUUAAUCACGUUAUUAGCGUCGAAGGUACAGAAACGAAACAGACUGCGUGUUACGACAUAGACGUGGAAGUUGACGAUACGUUAAAAACACAGAUGAACAAUUUCCUGUUAUCGACCGCAAGUCAACAAGAAAUCCAGAGUCUCGACAACAAAAUCCACGAAACUGUCGAAACGAUCAACCAAUUGAAAACGAACCGAGAGUUCUUCUUGAGUUUCGCUAAAGAUCCUCAGCAGUUCAUCAACAAAUGGAUUAUCUCGCAAACGAGGGAUUUGAAGACCAUGAUAGAUGUUGUUGGCAACCCAGAAGAAGAGCGCAGAGCAGAAUUCUAUUAUCAACCGUGGGCGCAAGAAGCAGUGUGUAGAUAUUUCUACACGAAGGUUCAACAGAAACGCGCAGAAUUGGAACAGGCACUCGGUAUAAGAAAUUCAUAAGUAUUAUCGAAGAGGCUUCGCUACAGUGUAAGAAGUAAUUAUAUCGAACAAAAGAAAUUAUUAAAUAAGUUAUUAAUAAAGUAUUUGUUUAAACAAAAUUUCUUAUUUAUUAUAUGUUAUUUCAAUUUUAUCUUAAUCAAAAGCUGAAUAUUUUAGAACAAUGACUAAAGUAAUUAUAGCAGACAAAGUAAAAAAUUGGUUAACGUAUAUCUUAUCUCAUAAUAAUCAUUGCUUAAAAUCUUUGUUAAUAAUUUAUUCCAACUAAGCGAUGAGAUGUUGAAAGAUUUAAAAUCGUAUAUAUUAAUUUAUUUCCAUCCUUAAUAGAUUGCCUUUUUCAUAUAAUUACUUCGCAUACUGUAUGUAAAGUAUUUAUAUAAAUUUUUCUCUUGUUCCAAUUGCAAAAUCGAUCGAUUAACGUGUCUUACGCUUCAUUCACAAUGCAGUGUCACUGUGACAUUAUAGUACGAGUGACAUAUUUUUACGAAUAAGAAAUGAUGUAUAGUAAUCAUAGAGGAAUCUCAUGGAUAACAGAUUUAUUUAGUACGAAUACGUAUAUCGACCUCGUAUAUCUUUAUUCAAGCUAGUUUUUCAGAAGUCUUUUCUAUGAGGAUAUGUAUCGUAAUCCGCUACCGCGUAUUAUAAAUGCGAGAAACUUCUGUAUAAUAUAACGAAUAAACCUUUGAUAUAA
Molecule: messenger RNA, 2272 nt
Organism: Bombus pascuorum
Lineage: Eukaryota; Metazoa; Arthropoda; Insecta; Hymenoptera; Apidae
Gene: Bap60
Product: brahma-associated protein of 60 kDa
Exons: 7
Coding region: 16-1584 (522 amino acids)
Biological process (GO): regulation of transcription by RNA polymerase II
Cellular component (GO): nucleus; SWI/SNF complex
Source: RefSeq, a predicted model, not a curated record